Messenger RNA from Dipodomys spectabilis (banner-tailed kangaroo rat), 837 nucleotides. RefSeq names its product checkpoint protein HUS1-like. The record is from RefSeq and is a predicted model, not a curated record. Gene Ontology annotation, cellular component: checkpoint clamp complex; nucleolus; site of double-strand break. The transcript has 8 exons. The coding region runs from base 1 to 837 and encodes 278 amino acids. Gene Ontology annotation, biological process: mitotic intra-S DNA damage checkpoint signaling; meiotic DNA integrity checkpoint signaling; telomere maintenance. NCBI's taxonomy places the organism in Eukaryota, Metazoa, Chordata, Mammalia, Rodentia, Heteromyidae.
AUGAGGUUCCGGGCUGAGAUUGUGGACCAGGAUUCUCUGGAUCACUUCUUGGGAGUCAUUAACAUGUUAGCGGACCUCACCAAAAUCUGCAUCCUCCACAUCUGCCCAGAUAAACUGAGUUUCAUUCUUUUUGGAAACCCAGAAAGUGGAACAGUGAGCUUGUGGUGUGAGAGCAGAAAGGAGAACUUUUUCAGCACAUUUGAAAUGGAGGGCCUCUCUGUAGAAAAUCAUGAGAUAAGUUUACAAUUAAGUUUGGAAAAAGUAUCUUCAGCCUGGAAAAGUGCACACCAUGCAGAAGCCAUGAAAGUCAAGCUGUCUAAUAAACACUCUGGGAGCCUCAAGGUCUGUGUAAAACUGCGAUUUUUUUCUGGCAAGAGCCGCAUAGUGGCAGAAUACUUCCCCAUACAGUUUAUCCCUACAAACUUUUGGAAUGAAAUGCAAGAGCUCACAGUUCCAUAUUCAAAUGUUAGCAUUUAUUUGCCAGCCUUGGAGAUUAUGAAGAAAUUUGUGAAAAAAUUGAAACCAGUCGGGGAUCACCUUAUUAUUGAAGCAAACCAAAAUGGAGAAUUGAACCUGAAAAUAGAAAGUGAAUCAUUAAAUGUCACCAUUUAUUUUAAGAAUCUUGAAAAUCCUCCAUUAGAAAAUGACUCUGAAGACAAAGACCCAGAAGAGAUGGCUAUAGUGCAUACAGAUAUCAAGCAGGUCCUUCACUUAAUUACAGGAAUUCGAGGGAAUCCUACAAGGGCUGUAGUCCAUAUUGUGACCAACAGGAUUGCUUAUUUUGAAUUUCUUCAUGAAAAUUUCUCGUUGAAGUACAUCAUCCCAGCCUUGCCCUAG